This is a messenger RNA of Necator americanus (New World hookworm), 762 nucleotides long. RefSeq lists its product as uncharacterized. The coding region runs from base 1 to 762 and encodes 253 amino acids. The transcript has a single exon. Lineage: Eukaryota; Metazoa; Nematoda; Chromadorea; Rhabditida; Ancylostomatidae. The record is from RefSeq and is a predicted model, not a curated record.
AUGGAGAGUGGAAACCAUUCCAACAAUGGAAGUAGUCCACGUAGACUCCACCGAGCAAUUGACACAACAGCUCCAAAUGCUGUUAAUAAUCAAGGGGCAAGAGUAACGGUACUCGACAACAUUCAUUUGUCCGAUAAUGCUGUUGACUUUCUGAGCCUUGGACCAUCAUUUUCAAUUUCACAUCGAAUCGAUGGGUCAACAUUCCGUAAAGUCACAGUAGGCCUCCACAAGCUUCGGGACCAGCUUCGAAUCAGAACUAGGAAUGAAAGUAACCAUCAGCACACUGCACCUAUAAGCAGAAGAGCGUUACCCCCAACACCAUUUCCGCGCAACUUUUAUAAAGAACCUGAACCAGCUCGCGAAACAGACACAAAAUUUAGAAUUCUAUUAUCUGGGGUGUUGUCCGCUUAUAACCAUCAUAGACGACUCACCCUUAACAAUCUUACGCGCGAGCAAUGGCAGGGUUUGAAGGAAAUCCGCGAAAUGACUACAAGAGGGGACAUACGCCUUUCAGUAAGCGAUAAGGGUGGGGAAUUCGUAGUCAUGUCACAGGCUCUUGAUCGGGAAACAACAAAUCUUCACUUGCAAGAUGAAACGAUCUAUCGCCGCGUAACAGAGAAAGAAUUCCUUGUGCAGUGCAAACGCUUGAAUCAUGUAUGGAUGACUAUUGGAAAAUCUGCUGGCCUUGACGAACGAUUUGUUAGCCGCCUAAACUUGACAAACCGACCUGCCUGUGUUCUACAGCCUCAUCAAAACGCAUAA